Hylaeus anthracinus is the source of this 3518-nucleotide messenger RNA. RefSeq lists its product as uncharacterized. The record is from RefSeq and is a predicted model, not a curated record. Lineage: Eukaryota; Metazoa; Arthropoda; Insecta; Hymenoptera; Colletidae. The transcript has 7 exons. The coding region runs from base 656 to 2467 and encodes 603 amino acids.
AAGCGGAAAAAACACGGCGAGAGAAACCCGUUGGAGGAAAAGGAAAAGCUUCGAGCAUCGAUCUUGUCCCUCGGUGCAGUUACCAUGACGCUGCUGGUUGGAUACGUCGAAUUGCACGCAGUGCGGAAUCGGCGGCUCGGAUGGCCCUGGAGACGCGAUCACGAUCGGCGUAGCUACAGUUAGUAGGAGUGCUCCCGGUGAGCAGCGAACGCUUCCGAGUACCCGGUGGCGGUUGUUAGCUUGAAAACGCAACGAUGACGAUCGAGAGAACAAGGACGACGUCGUUGGUAGCAACGAUGACGCCAACGCGCGACAGGACUGCAAACGUUGGGUCUUCCCUACGGAAUGCACGAGGCCGAUCGAACGCCUCCCGAUACAUCCAACUUUUAUGUGCUUUUUCCACGUUAAUUCGAUUCGAUUCGAUUCGAUCGCGCGGACGAUAAGACGUUUUAAGUAAAGUCAAAUAAAAUAUAGUAAAAUAAAGUAAAGUAAAAUACAACAACGGGGGAAGACGACGGAGAAGAAAAAGAAGCAAAUGAAGAUUUAGAAAAAUAAAAAAAAAGAAACGAAGAAGGGGCCAAUUUCGCAAUUCUUCCAUUCGCAAAAAAUACACUAGAACCCGAGAAAGUACUCGAGUCGAAGGAAUUUUCUCCAGAUGGACUGCUGCAACUACGUCGAGGCUUACGCGGGAGGGCGUCACUUUUAUCAGCAGCAACACUACUUUUGCUACGAUAACGCGAACGCUGUCUACAACGGCUACGAACCGCCACCGAUCCCCGCUGCGAUCGAGACUGGUGCCCGAUAUAACGGACCGCUUACACCUGCCUACCCCACAGAUUACGUGUACAAUCCAAAGGAGGCGAGACUGCGGAAGGCCAUGCGUGAACAGAGUCGCGAGCUGUCGAGACGGUCGAUUCUUCAGAGCGCGAUCGCUCGAGCAGGUGUGAUCGCUGGCCCUGUCGGCGUCGGCGUCGGCGUCGGCGUAGCUUCUGCCGGUUUUUUGGAUCACCAACACCGUUUUGGUUGCGUGUCCGCCGCUGGGGUACCGAUGAACGCGGUCGUGGAUUCCGAACGUGCCGCGGAGCCGUGGUUCCAGUCAACGCAACGACCGAAACCGAUUCACUCGCCGCGAAUGUCCGAUUGGUACGGCACCGUUGCCGAUCCGAUCGAGAGACUGCAAGUGAUGGGCUCGAUGCAUCAUCGCGGUCUAGAUAAGUGCAAGGACUUGAGCAGGAAUCAGAUCGCAAGCAAUGUAGCGACUGCGGCGGCGGCCGCCGCUGCUGCCGCCGCCGCCGCCGAGUGCGGUGGUGCAUUUUCCACCGGCGGAUAUCCGCCCGUUAAUUUCACCGAGAUAAAUCGGGAACGAGAGUUACGCCGACAGGAAAACAUGACGGAGUAUGGUGAAUUCACGGACGGCCAAAAAUGGCAUCCUUACCAAAACGGGGCAAGUUCUCAUCAGCAUUCGAGGACAUCACACCCAACGCAAAUAGGUGGUAUUCUUCAUCCAAACGUUCAGAGUCCGAGUUCGCAUGGACAUGGUCACGGACAUGGACAUGGUCACGGACAUGGACAUGGACAUGGACCGUGGGGCCAAUUUUGUCACGGGGUAUUAUCGCAUGUCCCGGCUACGCCGCGAAGUAUCGGAGUUCGCGGACCACGGCAUACCGUUCUCCUACGGGAUCGUCUGCCCGGUAGACAUUGCGGAUUUCCGGAAGAAACGACACGGUUGCCGUACGCUUCGAAUAAACUUGAAAACGUGCAGGCCUCGUACUCGUCUCCCGAUCAUCAGAUACCAAGACUGCUCGAAUCAUCGGUCGACUCGGUUGUGGAUUCCGCGCUCUCGUUAAGGACUCGUCGAGAAGAUGAAGGGCCUAGGUGGGAGCCAAAUUCCGUCAACAAUGAAAUCUCUAUGGAUAACUUAGCGCCGACAACGGAAUCGAGCGUAUCGCGCGAAAAGGAGCGCGAGCUCCAACGAUCCGCAGAGAGGGCCGAGUCGAAGAAGAAGAGCGUCAGUAAGCAACCGUUGCCUGGAUUUCAUCAGGCAUUCGGCUCGACGGAAAUCGGCAGGUUCUCCAGAUCGGAGUUCUUUGUGAACAUGGUCGGCGAGAGCGGCGCCGGCGGUAGCGUGGAAGUCGCCGACACAGAGAGCACCGAGAACGUAAGUAUAAGUACAGAUCGAAUAUCGGAUGGCAACGGACCGGGAGCCGGAGCCGCGGUGACAGCUGCAACUGCAACGCACGACACGAGCGCGGUGACCGCAACGGCGAGAACGACGGUGAGGUCCUUUGACACCGAUGAUAACGAGGAAGGAGGAUUCGACGAUUCGAGCAACGAGCUCGUUGGCGUCGGCGUCGGCGUCGCUUCAACGUCUAUCGGUAUAGGCAUGUACCGUACAGGCGGGCAGCCUGCUAACUCUACCCCUCGUUGGCACAGUCCUCACCUAGGGGUUAUAGGUAGCGAAAUUUAAGCGAAUCUUCGAACCUUUCCUGGGCUAAAGUAUUUCUCCUUCAAACUAUGUAUAUCUUUCGCUCAUUCUCAGAACUACAAGUAUCAAGGUAAAUUGGCGUGACAUGAACAUAUAGUGGGUGUAGACGAUAUUCGUACAUCGAUCAAUUUCCAAAAAAACUAUGUAAAAUUGUAAUUUAUUAACUUAUUUUUUAUAAACAAUGACAUUCUACAUAUUCUUAGAAAUAUUAGGUUGUCCAGAAAGUUCGUGUCAAUUUUUAAGAAAACUUCAAAGGCACAUUUGAAUUGUAACAUAUAUUUAUUGAAUUACAUAGGUACCAUGUUGUUCCACAAACUUUCUACCUUUUAAGGGAUGUACAUAUAUAUAUGUUAUUUGUUUUCAGCCAUUUCGAUAUAUUCAGACCUGCACUACCUAUCGAGAAUCGGCAUGGACUUUCCAGACAACCCAAUAUCUAGAAUAGAUAGAUUAUAAAAAACAUAGCUAUUUAUGUAAGUUGCGAAAUUAACAAAAAAAAAAAAAAAAUUAAUCGAUAGAAAUGUUGAAGCAAUAAGUAUUCGCACAAAUGUUUAAUUUUUAAAACUUGAUUAAAGAAAAAAGAAAUUUACAUUCAUUUACAAGUAUAUAAUACUUCCUUCAUAAAUUUCCUUUUGAUUUUAUAAUUAUUGCAACUCUUCUAAGCAUUAAAUUAUUUAAAUUAUUAGUUAUUCGAAGUGGGAUCUUGUUCAAUUCCUCUAUUAAAGCCAUUUUUAAAAGUAUUGGGUUGUCCGGAAAGUCCAUGCCGAUUCUCGAUAGGUAGUGCAGGUCUGAAUAUACGAAGUGGUUGAAAACAACAUGCAUACAUCCCUCAAAGGAUGGAAAGGUUGUGAAACAAAAUGGCACCUAUGUAAUUCAAUAAAUAUAUAUUAAAAUUAAACGUGUUUUUGAAUGUUUUUUAGAAAUUGGCACGAACUUUCUCGACAACCUAACUACAGUGGAAUGGUUAUUGAAUACUUUACUGGAAAUUUGAUGUUUUCUAAUUUGUACGGAGCAAUAAACUAACGUGUUUACCGUU